This is a messenger RNA of Quercus lobata, 948 nucleotides long. RefSeq names its product B3 domain-containing transcription factor VRN1-like. Lineage: Eukaryota; Viridiplantae; Streptophyta; Magnoliopsida; Fagales; Fagaceae. The coding region runs from base 1 to 948 and encodes 315 amino acids. Gene Ontology annotation, molecular function: DNA binding. The transcript is spliced from 3 exons. The record is from RefSeq and is a predicted model, not a curated record.
AUGGCCGUUCUUACGAUUCCAAACGGUAGAAAAUGGAAUGUGAAGUUGACAAAACAUGAUGGAGAGGUUUGGUUUGAAAAUGGGUGGUGCGAAUUUGCAAGCUGUCAUGCUCUAACCAUGGGGCACUUGGUAGCUUUCAGAUAUGAAGGAAAUUCAGCAUUUUCUGUUCUCGUAUUUGAUGCCACUGCAACAGAAAUAGAGUAUCCUUUAGAUGACCAACCACAAGUUCAUAGUAUGGAAGACAAUGAGAGUGAUGAUAACUCCAUUGAAAUCAUGGAUGCCUUUAUGCCAAGCCCUGUACCUCGUAAAAGGGCAAAAACCAAUCCAAAGCAAGCAAGGGAUACACAUUUCAGACCUAAAGAACCGAAAUCUAAAGGGUCAAUGUUAGAGAAAUCAAAAAUGGUGUUUGGGGUAUCUUUUACUAGGGGAAAGGGUUCAGGAUUAGCUCAUGGGGUUGGAGGAAAUCGAGUAGGAUGCACAAGCGGCCUGUUAGUUAAACUUGAAUCUGAUUGCUCACUCGAUGAUGUGUCUUUCUUAGAUGACGAAUGUCCUAAGAAAGAUGGUGGUGUAGUCGAAAAUCUUUUGAGAGCCAAUGCUUUUCGAUCAGAAAAUCCCCUUUUCACGGUUAUCAUUCAUCCAUCAUACGUUAAUGGCAAGGAUCGUGCGAGCUUACCCCAUGCCAUUAUCAACUACUUACCGAGAGAAGGCUUUAGCAAGGACUGCACCAAAGGAAGUAUUGUACCUGUGAAGCUCCAAGUUGUGGACCAAUUAUGGCCUGUCAAGUUAUACGUUUAUGAAGGAAAAUACUCAUCAUGUGUCAUAUCUGCUGGUUGGUCUGCAUUUGUGAGAGAAAAUGGAUUGCAAGUAGGAGAUGUUUGCGUAUUUGAGCUGAGUAUGAGGGACGAUGUUGUGUUCAACAUCCACAUUUUCAGGGCUGAUCUUGAUUAA